AGUCACCCCGGAGACAGGUAAAACGGCGGCAGACGGGCACGUUGGCAUUGAGCAAACCAGAGGUUUAUCGUCUCGCCAGUUCACGGUCGUUCGUUCGCGCUUACCGUUUCUACGGGACCAUGCGUUCAAUUGCGCUCCUCGCGUUCCUGGCGAACGCCAAGCUGAUGGGCAACGCAGAAGAGAUCUGGCAGCAGGAUCUGUCCAAAGACAUGCGGAUAGGUGCGUCCACCGAGGGGUACGAUCGCGUGGGGCUGCGAUGCGGCGCCGAAAGGAUGACCGUCGAGCUUAAAACUACGGAGGACUUCUCGGGGGUGAUCUACACGCAGGGUAGCUUCCAUUCCCGAGAGCCGUCCUGCUUCCUCGAUCCGGUUCGCGGUAGAAGUUUCACCAUGAGCAUCCCUCUACACAAAUGUGACACUGAAAGGGAUGGUGAAAAAUACAGCAACGUGGUGGUGAUUCAGCACGAUGACGAGCUGUUAACACCUGGUGACGCCGCUUUUACGUUAGAAUGCGACUUCUCGACGCCGCGUGUUCGCACGGUCACGGCGGAUCUUAAUGGGAGUGAAAAAAGACCGACUAGAUCCAGUAUAGCUCUCAUCGACGCCGAUCCGGGAGGCGACAGAAGAAAAAGGUCGGCGUACGUGGAAAGCUACGGGGACGAGGUUGCUUUCGUGCCGAAGCAAGGAUAUCAAUGAGAGGAGCGUCGAGAGGGCACUUAAUUAAAGUGCCGUUUAAUUAAAUCUUAUCAACGAACGCGGGCGUCGAUUCUGGUGAACGCGCAUUCUACGCUCGUAAAUCUGUUGAUGUUGCUUGUUAUUUAAUUUUCGUUAUUUGAAUAAAUUACGUAAUUCGUU
Molecule: messenger RNA, 854 nt
Organism: Temnothorax curvispinosus
Lineage: Eukaryota; Metazoa; Arthropoda; Insecta; Hymenoptera; Formicidae
Exons: 5
Coding region: 120-695 (191 amino acids)
Source: RefSeq, a predicted model, not a curated record